AUGUCAGCACUGUAUGGUGGUGAGAGGCAUAUCUAUCUUGUUGGUGGACUCCAAGAGGACCAAUAUUUCAAUCGUAUUGAUCGCUUCAACAUUGACACUCAACAAUUCACAUCAGUUGGUGCACUCCCAUUUAGACUGGCCUACCCUUGUGUUCACUUCCACAACGAUACCAUCUACAUUGUCUCCGGAUCAAUAUCUGGGAAUGUUCAACGUGACCUCAUUUCAUUCAAUGUGAAGACUCAUGCAGUUGAUGUCAUAGUGAAGGAUAUCAUCGAUCAAUCCUCCGCCAGUUGCUUCGAUGGUCAAGACAACAUCUACAUUCUCAACUCCAAGUCAUUCAUCCGAUACUCACUGUCCAACAAACAAAUCACAGAGUUAUCACAAUCUCCAAAGUUUGAGAUAUUCCGGACAAUGGUAUGGACCAUACUCAAUGACGACAAUGACUAUUUGAAGACCAGACAGAUUUUUGGAGCAAGUUUGAUCAGCAACUAA
Acytostelium subglobosum LB1 is the source of this 492-nucleotide messenger RNA. RefSeq lists its product as hypothetical. Gene Ontology annotation, molecular function: protein binding. The coding region runs from base 1 to 492 and encodes 163 amino acids. Lineage: Eukaryota; Evosea; Eumycetozoa; Acytosteliales; Acytosteliaceae. The record is from RefSeq and is a predicted model, not a curated record. The transcript is spliced from 2 exons.